GUGAAACCAACCGUACCGUACGUAGGAACCAUGACCGAUAGCAGAGCAGGUGACAGAGGACGCCAGGACGACGCCGCCUCCAUCUCUUCGUUCCCCAAGGCGGCGCGGCGAUCGAGACAGAUCGAGGGAGAAGUCAGUUGAUCAUCGGCGCGACAGAUCGUUACUGGUGGCCUGAUUUGGCACCGGAGGCCGGCCUCCGUUCUCCCAGCGGCGCCAUGGCGUGGCGUGCGUAUAAGAUGGCAGCGGCAGUGCAAGCGAAGAGCUUUGCCAUCUUUGAGCGCGGCGACGGGGCAGAUAUAAAAGCGUAUGCAGCCUCUCCUCCACUCGGAUCCCCGGGCACUAGGAUCUGAGGCCUACACGAGCGAGGUUGGUCUGUAUAGAUCCAUCAUAAAACCCCAGAAGCCCUUUCGAUCGAUCCCUUUGGCCCGGAGCUCGAACUGAACGCGUGCGAGAUCACCGGAGUGGAUCAAAGACGAAGAGAUGUCGUCGUCAGCCGAAGCCGAGAGCGCGGCGGCGGCGGCGACCGAGAGGUUCCAGCGCCAUGACUCCCUGUACGGCGACGCCGAGAAGGUCACCAACGGCAAGCACCACGGCUCCGGGGACAGCUGGGCGCGGACGCUGAUGCUGGCGUUCCAGAGCAUCGGCGUGGUGUACGGCGACAUCGGGACGUCGCCGCUGUACGUGUACUCGAGCACGUUCCCGGACGGCAUCCGGCACCCCGACGACCUCCUCGGCGUCCUCUCGCUCAUCCUCUACACUCUCAUCCUCAUCCCUAUGCUCAAGUACGUCUUCGUCGUCCUCCACGCCAACGACAAUGGCGAUGGUGGAACGUUCGCGCUCUACUCGCUGAUCUCGCGGUACGCCAAGAUCAGGAUGAUCCCAGACCAGCAGAGCGAGGACGCAACGGUAUCCAACUACAGGGUGGAGGCGGCCAGCUCACGGCUGCGGAGGGCGCAGUGGCUCAAGGAGAAGCUCGAGUCCAGCAAUGCCGCCAAGAUCGGGCUCUUCACCAUCACCAUCCUCGGCACCUCCAUGGUCAUGGGCGAUGGAACCUUGACGCCAGCAAUCUCUGUGCUCUCGGCAGUGAGUGGGAUCAGGGAGAAAGCGCCCAACUUGAGCCAAUUGGAGGUGGUGUGGAUCUCGGUGGCCAUACUGUUCCUUCUCUUCUCGGUGCAGCGCUUCGGCACCGACAAGGUGGGCUACUCCUUCGCGCCCAUCAUAUCCGUGUGGUUCGUCCUCAUCGCCGGCACUGGGAUGUACAACCUCGCCGCGCACGAUGCCACCGUCCUCCGCGCCUUCAACCCCAUGUACAUUGUCGACUACUUCCGCAGGAACGGCAAGGAGGCAUGGGUCUCGCUAGGUGGUGCCGUCCUCUGCAUCACCGGCACGGAGGCCAUGUUUGCCGAUCUCGGCCAUUUUAACAUCAGGGCCAUUCAGAUCAGCUUCACAUGCAUCCUCUUCCCCUCUGUGGCGCUGUGCUACAUGGGUCAGGCGGCCUACCUGCGCAAAUUCCCUGAAAACGUUGUCGACACCUUCUACAAAUCCAUCCCAGUGGCCAUGUUCUGGCCGGCGUUCCUGGUGGCGAUCCUGGCGGCGAUCAUCGCGAGCCAGGCCAUGCUGUCGGGCGCGUUCGCCAUCCUGUCCAAGGCGCUGUCCCUGGGGUGCUUCCCCCGGGUGGAGGUGGUGCACACCUCCAGCAAGUACGCGGGGCAGGUGUACCUCCCGGAGGUGAACUUGCUGAUCGGCGUCGCCAGCGUCGCCGUCACGCUGGGGUUCCAGACCACGGCCAACAUCGGCAACGCGUACGGGAUCUGCGUGGUGACCGUCUUCUCCAUCACCACGCACCUGCUGGCGGUGGUGAUGCUGCUGGUGUGGCGCGCGCAGCCGGCGCUGUCCGCCGCCUUCUACGCCGUCUUCGGCCUCGUCGAGUUCCUCUACCUCUCCUCCAUCCUCUCCAAGUUCGCCGAGGGCGGGUACCUGCCCUUCUGCUUCUCGCUGGUGCUCAUGGCGCUCAUGGCCGCGUGGCACUACGUCCACGUCCUGCGCUACUGGUACGAGCUGGACCACGCCGUGCCGGCGGCCGAGCUGGCCGCCGUGCUGGCGCGCCGCGACGUGCGCCGGGUGCCCGGCGUCGGCCUCCUCUACUCGGAGCUGGUCCAGGGGAUCCCGCCCGUGUUCCCGCGCCUGGUCGACAAGAUCCCCUCCGUGCACGCCGUCUUCGUCUUCGUGUCCAUCAAGCACCUCCCGAUCCCACGCGUAGCGGCGCCGGAGCGCUUCAUCUUCCGGCGCGUCGGCCCCGUCGACCACCGCGUGUUCCGCUGCGUGGCGAGGUACGGCUACACGGACCCGAUGGAAGGGCACCGGGAGUUCGCCGCCUUCCUCCUGGACCGCCUCAAGACGUUCGUCCAGGAGGAGGCCGCCUUCGCCUCCACCACCAGCGGUUCAUCGGCGGCGGUGGCGGUGGCGGAGGAGGAGCAGCGGCUCAUCGACGCGGAGGCGGAGCGCGGGGUGGUGUACCUGAUGGGGGAGGCCACGGUGACGGCGGCGGCGGGGUCGUCGCUGCUGAAACGGGUGGUGGUGAACAACGUGUACGGCUUCCUACGGAAGAACCUCCGGGGGGAGAGCCACAAGGCGCUGUCCAUCCCCAAAGACCAGCUGCUCAGGGUCGGCAUCACCUACGAGAUCUGACUGAUUAUUCUCGUCUUGCUACUAGUCGUAUUCUAGCUAUUUUUACUAGAGCUACUAGCUUGUGCUUCCUUUGUGCCACGUACCUCCUUGUUGCAAGCAACUUUCCAAUGGCUGGCGUGCCUAGCAAUUGUAGCGACGACACUGUUGCUUAAUCUGUCGUUGUGCACAUGUAGUAGCUGCCGUUCAUUGUCUCUGACUGUUAAUACGACCACUGAGAAAAAAAGGUCACUGCAUACGUACACUGUC
This is a messenger RNA of Sorghum bicolor (sorghum), 2934 nucleotides long. Its product is annotated as potassium transporter 19. NCBI's taxonomy places the organism in Eukaryota, Viridiplantae, Streptophyta, Magnoliopsida, Poales, Poaceae. Bases 481 to 2688 code for a protein of 735 amino acids. Gene Ontology annotation, biological process: potassium ion transmembrane transport. Gene Ontology annotation, cellular component: membrane. Gene Ontology annotation, molecular function: potassium ion transmembrane transporter activity. The record is from RefSeq and is a predicted model, not a curated record. The transcript is spliced from 8 exons.